UAGGUUUGUUUAACCAAAGUUUUACGCGGUAAAAGUAACUUUAAAGUCUGAAUUUGUGAAUUUCGUUUAGAACGAUUUUACAAUGCCGAGAAUAUCUUCAGAAGGUAAAAUUACUCGAAAAGAGAAACUAUAUAAUAUGUAUCUCAAUCGAGAAAUGGUGGACACCGAAAUAAUAUUAAAGGAUGGACAAAUAUCAGCGCAUAGUCUUGUUCUUGCUGCUGCAAGUCCAAUGCUUUAUGGAAUGCUGGAACCGCAGAUAGCAGAUCUGAAAACAGUUGCCUUGAGACAAUACUCAAAAUUAAUUAUGAGGUACAUCUUGGAAUAUUUGUAUAAAGGAGAUUUUUUGUGUCCCAAAGACGAGGAAACUGAAUUCAAAGCCGCUGCCGAAUUUUUACAGCUUGAAGGGUUACAUUCCAAUAGACAGAAGCAGACUGUAAAACAAGAACCCUCCACCAGUCAAAAAGUGGAGACAGUUACAUUACAGGAGCCAAUUGUGAUAGCUGAUGACAGCGAUAGUAGUAAUAUUGAACCAAACCAAAAAGAUACCCACCCUAGAAAAAAGAUCAAACUCAACUCGACAGCAAGCAGAUGUUCAGCUCGACCUCGUAGAAGGUUUGUGAUUUCGGAUAGUAGCAGUAGUGAUGAGGAACUGGAAGACAGCCUUGAUUUUUUAAUACGUGAAGCAAAGCAAAGAUCGGCCACUCGUGAUAAAAAUGAAAGAGAUAAUUCUUUUAAAGAACAAAGUAAAAAAUUAAUGAAUAUAAUUAGGAGUCAGAAAAACAAAAUGAACACUAUUCCUGAAAGCACAGCUGACAGUUCAUUAGUUUUAUUAGAAAGUCCACCGUCAAUUAUAGAAAUUUAUGAAGAAUCUGUACCAGUUCAACAAGAGGAUCUUGGAUCGUCUGAGACACUGAUGAUACACACAGAUGCUACACAAAAUUCUCCGAAUGUGGAACCUUCACAAAGACCAUGCAGGAAUGAACAACCACUUCAACAAGAGGAUCUUGGAUCGAAUGAGACACAUAUGAUACAAACAGAUGCUACAGAAAAUUCUCCGAAUGUGGAACCUCCACAAAGACCAUGCAGGAAUGAAGAACCAGUUCAACAAGAGGAUCUGGGAUCGUCUGAGACACUGAUGAUACACACAGAUGCUACACAAAAUUCUCCAAAUGUGGAACCUUCACAAAGACCAUGCAGGAAUGAAGAACCAGUUCAACAAGAGGAUCUGGGAUCGUCUGAGACACUGAUGAUACACACAGAUGCUACACAAAAUUCUCCGAAUGUGGAACCUUCACAAAGACCAUGCAGGAAUGAACAACCACUUCAACAAGAGGAUCUUGGAUCGAAUGAGACACAUAUGAUACAAACAGAUGCUACAGAAAAUUCUCCGAAUGUGGAACCUCCACAAAGACCAUGCAGGAAUGAAGAACCAGUUCAACAAGAGGAUCUGGGAUCGUCUGAGACACUGAUGAUACACACAGAUGCUACACAAAAUUCUCCAAAUGUGGAACCUUCACAAAGACCAUGCAGGAAUGAACAACCAGAGGCAGAAACAAUUCCUCCUAAUAUCGAAGAAGAAACUCGUCCGCCAAAAAGAGGUUUUUGGCGGACGAGACACAAUUCCAAAAAAUUUGGAAGAAAUUUUUGUGCCAUUUGUUAUAAAUCUCGAAGAGGUAUCAAAAGACAUAUUAAAUUAAACCAUAGACAUCUUACUAGGAAACCUUAUUUUAGAUGUUCCAGGUGUCUAAGGAACUUUUAUUAUGAAUCUGUCUACGAAUACCAUAAAGAAAAUGGUUGUAACCGCGAAUGAUUGUUUAAAUAUAUAGGGUGUCCCGAAAAAUAGUGUGUUUCUUUAAGGUAUGAAUAGAAUACACAAUUUAGAACAAAAAAGAAUGUGUGUGUACUUUGUACGCACGUAAGAAGUUAUACUUCUAUUAUAUGAUUAUAAACGAAAUUAAUAUACUUUUUAUUUAUAUUUUAUUUAAAUAUUAAAUUAAUUUAUACUUACUACUUCUCAAACAUUUUUAUUAAAACAGUGCCAAAAAUUAAAAUAAUAAAAAAAUAAAACACACACAAACACACUAAAAAUGCCACAAAUGAUUUCUGAACAUUAAUUGUCGGAAAAAUUUUUAACUAAAUACGUAUUUUCUGAAAAUAAAAUUAUAUAAUAAAUAUACUUACAAUCAUAAAAUGUAUAAAAAAAAAUAAAAAAAUAAAAGUUUCUAUUGGGAUUCGAACCAACUUACCACGCGGCUGGUAUUUGCGUUGUAUUGGGAUUCUCUCGCAUUAAAACUGCGCCACAGGGACAUCUUGUCAUUAUUUGCGAAGAUCGUCUAACUAAACAGAUUAACCUUUUGACAUUUUUAACUUAUGUAAAUUAAAUUAUUUUGAUUUUGAAUUGAAAUGAUUUAGAAUUGAAAAAAUACAACAAAACAUAGAGUAAGAAGACAAUAUAUUAUGUAAAUAUAAAUAUAAAUUAUGUAAAUAAAAGUAUUACAUACUACUUAUGUAUUUUGGUAGGUUCAAGGUAGGUAUCGGAGCCCGUAUAACGACUAAUAAAUUUCGCAAUCACUUGCGUCGUGCAAAGUGGCUAUGUUCAAAUAUCAUAACAAAAUUUGAUCAACUAUCUAUAAAACACUUACCAGUGAAAGAUUCUUUAGCUUUGAAUAAGCGAGAUCUGCGGCACUCAUACUAGGCACAGUUUGAUGAGCUUUCACAUUGGCAUGAAACAACCAUCUCUUCUAUGUAAAUAAGUCCAAAAAUAUAAUAUGAAAACUAUUUAAAAAGGCAGUAUAACCAUUAACUAACUUUUUGUUUGUUGUUUCUCUUCCUACAAAUUUUAAAACGCAACAAGCAUACAUUAUAACCAAACCAUGCACAGUCCCACAGCUGUGCCACAGCUGCCAUAUUGGAUAAUUUUUGUCAUGUCAUUUGAACAUCCAAUCAGAACAAAGUUAUAAUGCGCAUGCGCCCGGUCGCUAGGUUUUCCCAUAUAAAAUUUCACCGUCAUUACGCCCGUAAAGAAGUAUAACUUCAAAAAAGUCCUGUACCAUUUUUUUCUAAAGUUAACCGUUUCCACAAAAAAGUUAACAUUGUUUUCCAUAUACCUGUAUUUUAAUGUUUAGAAAUUUAAAUAACCUGGCAACAUCGUACGCACUACACAUCGGAAUAAUAACCUGGCAACAUCGUACGCACUACACAUCGGAAUAAUAACGGAUAAUAAAAACUCGUUUGUGAUUUACAGUAUUUAAAAUAAUCCAACCUAAUAGUACUUAUGUAUUUACUAUUUGUUUAGUAAAAUUAUUUUUUGAAGUUAUACUUCUUUAGGCGCGAUUGAGAGUAAAAUUUCAUGAUACUGCGCGCAUACGCACACAGACAGUAUGGCGUUUAAUUGCUAAAUAUUUCUAGUUAUGUAUAAAUAUAUCAGUGCAAGAAAAGGUGUGAAAAAAAUAUAUUUUUUAGUAAAUAUAUUUAUUAUAAUUUUUGUGUGUUUGAAUUUGCCUUCCUCAGGAGUAAGAUGAGUAUUAUUAAAACAUUUUAUUGUAUAUUUAUUCACCUUGUGUGUUUGUUACCGUGAAUUGUCAUUAGGUACGUCCGAACGGGUACAGACACAGUCCUCGUAGCGUAUUUGGUAUAGCGUUCAGCCAGAGAUCGAGAGGUCUUGAGUUCGAAUCCAGUGCAAUCCUAUACUUUUUUUAUUUUUUUGAAAGCGGUAGGCACAAAAUUAGUUUGGUGUUUAAAAAAAAUUAAAACAAACUGUUUAAAGUAUAUUUAUUUUUAAGAAAUCAUAUAAUAGAAGUAUAACUUCUUACGUGCGUACAAAGUACACACACAUUCUUUUUUUAAUGUAUUAAAAUGUCUAUUGCAUAAUUUUAAACGAAUUAUAUAUCUUUUAACAUAAAAACACAUCUUUUAACUGAACUAGUAUUACGUAUUUAGCAAGCUUGAAAUGUGUUGAAUGCUGAGGGCUUUAACUGAAUCACAUAGUUUACAGGGGCACUUAAAUACACCAGAUAAUGUAUCAGUAAUAUGUUUACUUGUGAACUAAAAUAAUUAAGUUAUACUUACUUGAAAAUAAUUAUUAUACCUAAUAAAUGUUCAAAGUAACCCACUUUCACGAACACAUACAACGAGAAAUACCGGCAAAACAUUUUGAAAGAAAUAAUAAUUAAAGUAUGACUCUCCAUUUAGUGAUCUGCAAUAAAUAAUCAACACAAUAACAUAGGUAAUGAACUCACGAUUCGAAAACAUUUUCGGCAUUGACACUAAACAGGAUUCUUUCAAACUAUCUGUUUACUAAAAAUGGGACUGUCUAUGUUUAAAUUUUCGUACCUCACGUAGUUGUCAGAUUUUAAUUUGCAUACCAAAACGCAUUUUAAUUUUUUGGUCAAACGGUUGCAUUUAGAAAAAAAUAUUAUAAGAGUUUUUUGUUCUACAUGGUGCCCUCUACUUAUGCCUUUAAGGGACGCACUAUUUUCCGGGACACCCUGUAUAACACUGGUCAACAAAAAAAAUUUUUUUGAGUCUGUUAUUUAGUAAAUAUAGUACUUCCACUCCAACUUUUCCCAUGCAUGAAAUUAUUCACGAAUUUCACUAAGUUUCUUUUUAUAUAACUCAGAAAUUAGUAUUGCAAAAUUAAGCCGCUUUUCCAUAGAAAUCACAAUAAGUUA
Molecule: messenger RNA, 4670 nt
Organism: Diabrotica virgifera virgifera (western corn rootworm)
Lineage: Eukaryota; Metazoa; Arthropoda; Insecta; Coleoptera; Chrysomelidae
Exons: 6
Coding region: 83-1810 (575 amino acids)
Molecular function (GO): protein binding
Source: RefSeq, a predicted model, not a curated record